This is a messenger RNA of Galeopterus variegatus (Sunda flying lemur), 4365 nucleotides long. RefSeq names its product dystrobrevin alpha-like. Bases 1 to 696 code for a protein of 231 amino acids. Gene Ontology annotation, biological process: synaptic signaling. The record is from RefSeq and is a predicted model, not a curated record. The transcript is spliced from 7 exons. NCBI's taxonomy places the organism in Eukaryota, Metazoa, Chordata, Mammalia, Dermoptera, Cynocephalidae. Gene Ontology annotation, cellular component: synapse; plasma membrane.
AUGUCUGAUGACAACUGCUUCUUUCUUAGACAGCGCAAGGAUGAGCUGGAACAGAGAAUGUCUGCUCUCCAGGAGAGCCGGAGAGAGCUAAUGGUCCAGUUAGAAGGUCUCAUGAAGCUACUAAAGACCCAGGGGGCAGGCUCCCCGCGCUCCUCCCCCAGCCACACCACCAGCAGGCCAAUCCCCAUGCCCAUCCGGUCAGCAUCGGCCUGCUCCACCCCAACGCACACGCCUCAGGACUCUCUCACAGGGGUAGGGGGAGACGUGCAAGAGGCCUUUGCACAAAGUUCAAGGAGAAAUUUAAGGAAUGACUUGCUAGUGGCAGCGGAUUCCAUCACUAACACCAUGUCUUCUCUCGUGAAAGAGCUGAAUUCUGAGGUGGGGAGUGAAACAGAGAGUAAUGUGGACUCUGAAUUUGCACGGACUCAGUUUGAGGAUCUGGUUCCAUCACCAACCUCUGAAAAGGCUUUUCUAGCACAAAUCCACGCCCGAAAACCUGGGUACAUUCACGGUGGACCUACCACAAGCACCAUGCACGGCGACAUAGUUACAGAAGAUGGGGACCCCUAUGUGCGGCCCGAGGAUGAGAGCUAUGAAGAUGACUCAGUCCGGCAGCUGGAGAAUGAGCUCAAGAUGGAGGAAUACCUGAAACAGAAGCUGCAGGAUGAAGCCUAUCAGGUCAGCUUGCAAGGUUGAAUGCAAUAUCCUUUUAUCACUCUCCUCUCAAGCAAGCUAUAGUCAGACAGAUGAUGAAAGUAACAUGAAAACUGGUGAUGAUGGAGAGCCCCGCACCCACACAGAGGAGGAAGACAGCAGCCUGGCAGCAGCCUCACCGAAGAGAGGAGCCGCCACACCCAGCAGCUCCUGACAAAUCCCACCCCAAAGACGUGUUCUGAUGCCUGUAGUGCAGCUAACUUUUUGUUCUAAGAUUUGUAGUGGUAGGUGUGUGUUUUGAGAUGGGGGAAAAAAAAAAAGACUUCUGUUCAAAACUAACUUAUCAGCUACAUCUUAUGUAACAUGGCUCAUCUCUGGUUUAAAAAAAAAAACCACAGGCUGAAAACCUAUGCUGCUGUUACACACAAUGGCGGUAUUAACAAGCAUUUUAAACCUUUGCACAUGAUAUUGAACCUGUUCAGUUUACAAUGACGAUAUUAAUACUGUUUAUAGAUAGAAGUUUGAUUUCUGGAUUCUUUGAGAUUUUAGCAAAACAAUUUAUUAUACACUGUACAUUUUUUUUCCACAGCAUUUGGAAAAAAACAACCACUUGCAAUUAUUCAUUAACCCUAAAGGAUCUGAUUCCUGAGUGUGCAAACUUAGAGCCUGCAAGUUAAGAAGGGUCCUUGGCCUGCACAGUCUGCAGUUGACUCCAAAUCUCUAUGAGCAGUGACUUGAACCAAACACACCAGGAAUAACCCAUUCUUUGGGGCUUCUUUCCAACUUGGGGUUGUUUUCUUUCAAGAUACUCUAACAAAUCAGCCAUAGAAUUUAGUGUAAAUAUUUUUUCCAAAUAGAUAUCAUAUUCAAAAAAAGGCAACAUUCAAAUUAUAUAGAAUCUAGUUUUUAAAAUCAGCACAGAUCUUCUUAAAAACUGUGAACUAUGUUUUGAAAUACUCGUUACUAACGCUGUUUAUAAACCACAGGUGCCAUAAGAACCCCAAACGGACUAAAGUUAUCUAUGCUCUUCCAUGGUCUUGUUCCUCUCGUUUUAGCUUUAGGAAGCAUGUCUUUAACAGCACCGCUCAUUCACAAGUUCCCCUAUCGGGUUGUUCGGAGGCCUUCAGCUUUAAAUGUACGAGCUUAAAGUGCGCUUGCAAACAUUCGCUCUCCUUUUAUUUCUGAAUGUUUAUUGCCUUAGCUGGCCACCUGGUGUUCUGCAUGCAGCCUUCUGUGGUCACGUGAAAGGAGACAGGCUCUUCUAAGUUGACUUGGGAUUUUGCACUCAGUGAAAAUCUGAAGUGCAAAAGAACUAUCAAAGACAAGAGGAUAAAAGACGGUUGAUGGUCCUCUUUAGCGAUACCUAAAGAGCUCCCUUAGAGAUUCUGGGGGAAAAGAAAAAGUAAUCUACUAGUUUCGAGAUGUGAUGAAAAAAAAGAAAAAACCUGCAACAUAUUGGAUACCUUGUACUUAAAUUAGCAGCUUCUCUGGAAUUCCUGUUUCUCCUUUAAAAGAAAGAAGAGAACAUCAUUUUGGAACUGUGGUUCUCAAAGUGUGUUCCCCAAAUCAGCUGCAGCAGCAUCACCUGGGAAUGUCUUAGAAAUGCAGAUUCUUAGGCCCCAACCCAGGCCUACUGAAUCAUAAACUCUGGGGGUCGGGCCCAGAAAUCUGUAUUUUAAUCAGCCUUCAAGGUGAUUCUGAUGCAUACUAAAGGUUGAGAACUACUGCUUUAGAAUAAAGUUGUAAAAUAAAAUCUCUGAAAGGCCUUAUUCAAAAUAAGCAAGAAACAUUCUGAGUCAACCUCAAAGCUUCAGCGAAUUUUGCUUCCAGGACUGGCAAAAUCCUUCUGCCAUCUCAUGUCCCUCGUCUGUAGUUCGUGGGUACAGACCUAGAACAGAGGUCCUGACAUCUUCAGGUCCCCUCUGCAGAGGGCUAUAACAUGUUUAUGUCCCUGCAUUUGGCCAAAAUCGUCUCCUUGGCUGCACUUUGGGAAAAAAAUCACUUGCCUUGGAGAUAUUAAAGUGCUUAUUGGCAUUAGUAAGGAGCCCAUCCUGUCCCUUGAUGUACUUAAUCAUACUUCCCUCCAGAGAACCUGCCUGACAAAUGUCCCUGAGCACAGGCUGACACCAAAGUAGCACAACUGCACAGUUCUCAGAUUUCUUUGCACAGGUGGAUUUUAUUGCGGGUUUUGUUGGUGUGUCUUAACGCUCCUCUCUUUCCCACUGCCCAUCCUCUGUGAAAUCAUACCUCUCUAGACGGAGCAGGUGGCAUCUGGUGCCUCAUAGUACUGAAAACCACUACAUCCCAGCUACCUACACUGCUGUCAGCUCAAAAUCACAGCAAGGUAGUUCUUGAACUCAGAACUCAAACCCUGCAAGUGGCACUCAGCCACUGGCUGGACCGAGCUGACAUAUGUCGUCUCUUUGUGUUUCUACAUCAAAACAUUUGUCUAAGGUUUGAACCAUUCUGCUGAAAACCUUCCCCCAUCAUAGCUUUCAUUGCCAACCAACUCCAUCACUUGGUUGUUGAUACCAUCAUACAAAGCCAUUGCAAGGACUCUGGAAACUGCUGCCAAUGACCAAUUUCUGACUAACCAGCCACCUUUUCUUUUUCUUAGCUCCACGUCAGCACUGAGACCAGACUCAAGCACCCCUGUCCUGUAACCGAGAAAAAAUGGCGUGUGUUGUUUUGGGUUUUUGUGUUUUUUGGUGGGUUUCUUUCCUUGGCUCUCCAAAUUUACUUUUGGGGCCUGUUCUAAGUGCAAACCCAGCAGGUUUCACCUGUCCUGUCCGUUAGAUACAACUAUAUUUUGCAGGAAUUAUUUCUUUCUUAUUCCACAAUGACUUGCACAUCCAUCUUCAUCAGAGCUGAUGGCCUAUUAAUGAGCACUGGUCUAACACAGCCAGCCCUCCCCCACAGCACCAUGUUAAUGGAGGAGGGAAGGAGGGUGAAAUCUACUGUAUGGGAUUCAGGAAUCAGUUGUGGUUGGUCAGGACGGAAGUUGGGGUAAGUUUGGUUGGUCAGAGGGGGGAUGUGCUGGAGAUUGUGAAAAAAUGGAUUCUUGAAUGAUCUACUAUAAGGCAGGGAAGGUUCAUUUGUAAGUAGUAAUGUGAACUGAAUUGCAUUGAAUGUGGCCUUUGUUGUGAUAUACUAUGUAUUUUCUUCUAUGCAUGAGCCAAACUGUUGCAUCAUAAUUUAGCACUGGUGUCUGCUUUUAUUUUGAUCAUCUUUGUCCACCGUUAUUAGUUCUUGGCUGUUAAUUGUAGAUAGAUCUUGUAAAUAUGGCAGCUUUUGGUUGCUGCAUUCACCUUGGUUCAAUUCCAUACAAGGAGCCACAAACUAGAACUCCAGUGUCCUCAGAAGAAAGGGCAUUUUUACUUUUGAACCAAAAAGAGGAAAAAAAAAAAUUAGAAGCGUUACAUCUGAAGGCUAAUUAACUGUAAGAUAUUUUUAAUUAUGACUACUGCAAUUUGACCAUUUGAAGUAACCAAUUCAGAGAAACUAAAGAUUUCACAAUAUUCAUUGGUAUUGUAACAAAACUACUAUUGUAUGGGUUUUUUUGUAUUGCUGUUAAGUAUUGUUUUGUGUGUGUAUGUAUGUUGGAACCUCCUGGGGACAUGUUAUAUUUUGAAGUGAUUAAACUAUUUAAUUGUGUGUCUAUAUUUUGGAAUGGAAUUAUUUCUUCAUUAAAAAAUGUUUUUAAAAACACUA